AUGGCCAGAGACUUGCCUCAUCCGCCCGUAACUAGACGGAAAAUUCUGCGUUUCAAGUUCCUGAUACCAUUUGUUCUGGUUCUUUCCGUGUCUGUUAUUGCUGUCACCCAGUACUUCCAAAGUAUCUCCUACCUUCUAAGGCCACUGUGGGACACAGCACCUAAACCAUUCACCCGCAUCCCACACUACUAUGCCCCCAAUAUCUCCAUGGCCCAGCUGUGCCAACUCCAUGGCUGGGGCAUCCUCCCCGCCCCUCGCCGUGUCUUUGACGCCGUCCUCUUCAGCAAUGAGCUUGAUAUUCUGGAAAUCCGGUACCGUGAGCUCCUUCCAUAUGUUGACAGGUUUGUCCUCCUUGAGGCCAAUUCCACCUUCACUGGUAUCCCCAAGUCACUCUCCUUUUUUGAAAACUUCAGCCGUUUUGGAUUUGCUGGAUCAAAGAUUGUCUACGACAUGCUUUCUAUUGGAGAGCUAGAUACUGGUCCUCGUCGGCAACCGUUCCAUGUUGAGGCCUAUCACCGCCGUUCACUUAAUAUGCUGAUACGAAGAUCAGGUAUUGCUGCCGGUGAUAUCCUGAUCAUGGCUGAUGCUGAUGAGAUCCCUACCCCUGAGACUGUGCAGCUGCUCAAGUGGUGUGAUGGAAUACCACCAGUCGUGCACCUUGAGAUGAAGAACUACAUGUACUCCUUUGAAUUUCCUGUGGAUGACAACAGCUGGAGAGCGACGGCACAUGUGUACAAUGAGCGCACAUCAUAUCGCCACUCCCGUCAGAGCAACUUAAUCCUGGCUGAUGCGGGCUGGCACUGCAGCUUCUGCUUCAGGAACAUCAAGGAGUUUGUUUUCAAGAUGAAGGCAUACAGCCAUGCAGACCGAGUGAAACAGAAAAGCUUCCUAAACCCAGACAGAAUCCAGAAGAUCAUAUGUAAUGGGGACGACCUGUUUGACAUGCUACCUGAAGAGUAUACAUUCACUGACCUCUUCAAGAAGAUGGGGCCGAUACCCAAGUCAGCAUCUGCCGUGCAUCUGCCUUCCCAUUUGAUCAAGAACGCAGACAAGUUCAAGUUCUUGCUUCCUGGUGGGUGCUUGAGAUCAGAGUAG
Molecule: messenger RNA, 1095 nt
Organism: Miscanthus lutarioriparius
Lineage: Eukaryota; Viridiplantae; Streptophyta; Magnoliopsida; Poales; Poaceae
Source: the annotation of a GenBank genome assembly